UUCGUUCUUCGUCAAUUGACGAGCGAGAAGGAAACAUAAAUCUGCGUAGCAAAACGUAUAAAUAAAAGUAAAAUAUGGCCCAACCCUUUGAAAAUUUACGGGAACUUGGAAAUCAAUCGAAAUUGCGCGCAUUUGUUCAAGAUUCAAGUGUGGAAGAGCUCGUACGAAUAGUACGCAACAGUAUUUGCAAGCCGGAUGCUGUAAAAAUAUUAGACGAUCUUUUGCAAGCAUUUUCCGAUUCUGAUCACGUCUGUCAACAAAAACGACGUAAACUGAUCGAAUCUACGAUAAACAGUUUGGAAAAAGCUAAGAUAUCUACGGGACAGGCAAACGCAAUCGUUAAUCGGAUAAUUUCUGAUCUUCCGAGAUAUUCCAAAGAACAUCUUGUUAAACUUGUUGAUUUUUGCCUUACUAAUAUUCAUCGUGACGAUCAUGAGUUACAUAGUUGGAAAGAUUUAUUACCUGUGUUACUUGAAGCACUGGAAAAUGAAAAAUAUGUCCUCUAUGCAGAUGCCCAAGUUUCAGGAACUGAAUAUAAAUCGUUAAUUGUUAAAGCUAUAUGUAAUUGUCCAUGGGACGUUAAUCUCUUACCAUCUAUGGCAAAAAUGUUUGGGGAUAUCACUUUAAACAAGCUGGAUCACAAUCAACUCGUCCAAACGUUGUGUUCUAAUCUCCCACGUUUACCUUUGGAUAGAGUACCUUCUUUUGUCUAUCAAACGUUAAAAUUAUGCAAAGAUCGAGAUAAUCGGAAACUUUUCAGUGCCUUGUCUAAAUAUUUCCACUGUUACUAUUCCAAAGCAACUUCUCUAGAUGAUAAGGAUAGUAGCAUUGAAGACAUUGGUACGCUAAAUAUAAAAGAGGUACAAGAUAUUGAAAGCACCGUUCUCUAUCAUGUAUAUCAAGCUGCUCAGCUAAAUCAUGAAAAUAUGAGAGAUUUUAUUCGUUUUCUUAAACAUGUGUCGUAUGCUUCCGAGUAUAUGUUGCAACCGUUUAUGCUCGCUGUAUUAAUGUCGGUUUCCAGCAUAUACGAAGAUCAGAUCUUUGAGGCAUUGAGGAUGGCUAUUGUUAACAGUAAUUCGGAGAAAGGAAAACAGCAGACUAGUGCAUGGUUGAGACAACUUUUACCUUCUUCCUGCAAUAUAAUUCGGAUUAUUCGACAAGUCAUUGAUAGCAGCAAUAAAGACCGUCACUUAGUUCUGAAAGGGCUCACGAGUCUAGCUUUCAUGUUAAUGAGUGCCGAUCAAAAAUUAAAAGGUAAUACAACUACAGCUAUGUGGUGUACGGGCUCCGAAAUAGUUCGAGAAGUAAUUAAGAAACGUCAUGAAACAGUUCCAAUUGUAUUACAAGAAUUGAUUAAUAAAAUAGUAGCAGGAGGAAUGACAACUACUCAUUAUACAGAUUGUUUAAAGUAUAUGUGUCGUGAAUUAUCAAUGAUCGUUUUGGAUCAUCAAGUCUGGAUUAUGACCCUUCUCGAGCGAUUGCUAUUUUUCCCCAGUAUAGUUGCUAAUCAAGUUUUGUUCGCAAUUUUUCCCUUGAUGCACGUUUCAUCCAACAUCAGAGAAAAUCUCCUGUUGACUUUGAGAAAAGCUCUUUACAGGAAAGGAAUAUCGAAACGACAGAUGGCUGUCACCGGGUUUCUUGAAAUGUUAAAAUACUCGAAAAUGCAUUCUCUGGCCAGUUUCAGACUCAGUCAACGUUGCAACUCCUCAGAGCAUGCGAUAAGCUCUAGUUCGAGGUCAACGUUAACACAGGUCACUUUAGAGUAUAAUUCGCAACGUGAAAAAUCGAUUACGCGAUUAGAACGCGAUAAAACUUUGUGUUACGAGAUAUUGGAUAUAUUAAAAAAGAGCUUUACUUAUGAGUUUCAAGUCAGAUUACAUUUGUACGAAGGUCUACACGAUACUAUCAGCAAAAAUUCUGAAAUAACGGAAAUCCUUCUAGAUAUGCUUCUUUCACAUUUCAAUCUUUAUUUUCAUACAGACGAUGAUAUCUUACCACCUGUGAGAUUCGAAUUAUGUACGGAUAUUCGUGGAACGGAGAUAGUUUUACAAGAACCUAUCGCUCAGUUGAUAUUUACAUUACAAAAAAUAUAUAUUGAUACCAUUCCGCGGAACUCAAAUACUUUCGAAACAUUAUACAGUAUUUUAGAGUCGUUGUGUAGAAGAAUGCCAGCUACAGAUUUCGAGCAUUUCAAUCUGGACCAUGGCACUGAUCUACUUCAUGGGGACUUUCCAAAAUCUCAUAUCAAGUUAAAACAUCUUGGUAUGGCUAUCGAGGUUUACGAAGCUUUAAUAGCGUUUCAAAUUGGCAAAUGCUCGAAAGGAAAUGAAGAAAGUUCUUAUAAGAUUAACGAUUUAUUUAAAGGAUAUACACGAUUCACAAAUUUUAUUAAAAUGCAAUCUACAAAAGUGAAAAAAAUCGAUAGUGGCAAUUCUAAAAAGGACGGAAAUUUAAAUAAUACAACCAAAAAGAUCGUCAAAUCAAACAGUGUGAAAUUACCAAACACUAUUAUGAAUUUGGACAUUAUAAGUCAAAGCUUGACGCUUUUAUAUUCACAGUCUUCUUCAUCUCAAAAUCGGACUAUGCUUCGUGAAAAUCACAACUUUUGCCGUUACAUAUUACAAACAAGUGAACAACUUCUACAACGCGCCAGAUCACACAGUACCGAUGUUCCUGAUAUGCGAAACAUUCGGUACAUAAGCACGUACAUUGAGGUAGGAAGGUUGCUUUAUAAAUAUUUCGUAUUAAAUCUAAACGAUGCACUUGCAAACGAUGAACAAGUAACUAUACUGGCUUUGCAAUGUUUCAAAGAAAUUUCUUCUUGUAUGUGUACAUUAUUCUCGUCGGAAUUGCCGAGGUUUCUCAAUGCUAUUCUGCAAACUGAGAAUGAUUCAAUAUCGGUGGAUAUCAAUUCCCAAUUGCAAGAAAUUAUUUUUUCAUUAAAGCCUUCUUUAAUGGCAUCGCUGGUUGAGGAGACAGACGACAAUGAGAGAAAAAAAAUACCGUUUCUCUUGUUACAGAUAAUGGAACAAUUUGCAUAUAAAAUUAAUUUUGAAACUUAUAAUCCUGAGAAGAUUCUCAAGUGUACCAGAAAAAUGAUUCAAACGGAAAAUAUUCAAAGUCCUAUCGUUCCUGCGUUAAUACAGUUUUUCCUAAAUUUGGAAGAACACACUCGAGAAUACGGAGAAACGUUGAACGAGAUAUGUCUGGAGCUAUGCGAAAAAGUUGGAAGCAUCGAUGGUACUGAAAUAGCAUCAAAUCAGCAGUAUAAAGUUAUACGCGAAGAUACCGUUUUACAAAUUUAUAACGUGUUGAACGGUCACAUAAAAGAAAAACUGAAUAACACUUGUUGGUUGUUGAUGCGAUUAAAGGCGGAAGACACCAUAUCUCGAACAUCUGGAACAGUCGACGAUGUUUGGAACAACAAUCUAAGAGAAAAAGAGCGAAAUCUGUGUAAACAAUUAUCUCACGUUGCUCAAGUGCUUCAUACGUUAGCAAAUAUGUCAGUGAAACCAGGCCUAUGUACUGACGUUACGUUCAAAAAUUUGCAAUACUUGUAUCAUUUACUUGGAAAUCUUACAAAGUAUUUCUAUGCGAAAUCAAACGAUCAGAAUGUAGCGUUCCAAGCAGUUAAAUUCAUUCAAGUGGUACAGCUAGCUGGUAAACCAUUAAAAUCUGCUUUUUAUAAUUUAGUAACGUACGUCGAGGAAAAUCAAAACAAAUUACAUUCAAAGUGCGAUUCAUACGCGCAGCGGAAUAAAAUUUUAAAAGAAACAAAAGUAAUACCUCGCGUAGUGUACGAGAUCGAACAGUUUAAUAAAGAAAUAUUGCUGCUUGGCAAAAGAACGGGCGUACCGUUAGAAAAUUAUAUGAAACACAGCGUGACGAGAGAUUUUCGAAUUAAGAAUCCACAACUGGUAGAAGGACUUGAGAAAAUGGAUGUGAGCUUGCUCACUGCUUCAUCAAACUUGGAAAACACUGAAAAUGAAAUGGACAACUUAAACGUGGAUGAUGAAUCCAAAAGCAGCAGUAGUGGCGAUGAUGCACUACCGUUAAGAAAACGACUUAGAAUCGAGGAGAAUUGAG
Habropoda laboriosa is the source of this 4086-nucleotide messenger RNA. RefSeq names its product Fanconi anemia group I protein (gene FANCI). Gene Ontology annotation, biological process: DNA repair. Lineage: Eukaryota; Metazoa; Arthropoda; Insecta; Hymenoptera; Apidae. The record is from RefSeq and is a predicted model, not a curated record. Bases 75 to 4085 code for a protein of 1336 amino acids. Gene Ontology annotation, molecular function: DNA polymerase binding. The transcript has 22 exons.